AUUGCAACAGGGAAAUUCAUUGAUUCUGCUUACCCUCCUCCCCCGCGACCUUCUGAACAACACUUUAACAUCACGUUUUACUUAAACAGGAGGAUGAAGUUUGUAUUUGUGCUAUCUCUGAUGCUGUGUUACAGUUCAGCUCAGAGUGCUGAUUCAAGUGAGUAUAUUGUAUAGUCCAACCUAUGUGAGUGACUACCUUUCGUAACCGACCGUCUAACCAAAACACCAAAACGUUCCAAGUGAAAGCCUUACAGUUGGUACCUCUAUGAAACGACCACCUCCUGUAAGCGACUGCGACCACACUAUUUGGGUCUGACGGACGGUUUAAUGAUUUCCAUUGGUUUUAACCUCUUGUAAGCGACCACUUCAUGGUCUUUCAAGCAUUGUCUGAUCUCUAUUUUGGCAGUGUGAACUAUGCUAAUAGGAAUAUACGGAGAACUUUAGCAAAACAAGCUGUGUUCGGACAUCUUCUUAAAGCGGCCAUUGAGUCUGCAUUUUUGUGCUCUCUUAUGGGGGUUCGCAUACAUUUUUAUCGCGCAGACUAUGUGACCCCUAUUUUUCUCCUAUCCGUCCACCCAAUCAGCUGACAUGGAGAGAACAGAAACUAGUAUUUAACUACCAAACGUCUGGCAACUUUUCUUCUUUAAGUUUUUUAUGGCAAGUUUCGUGAUCCACCUAUCGUGUUCAAAAACUCAAUCACCCUAGCUCAGAUUUGAUUUCAGGUAUACAUAUCCUGUACUUUUGCGACAUUGCAUUUUUAAACCAGUGGGAAAAUAGUGGGAUUUAGGAAAUUCGUUCAGUUUGUUAUGCCAUCUAAAAAAAGCAAAGAACGUAGAAAAAAGAACAUUGAGGGCGAGACCCUUAAGUUCUCUAUUGAUUAAGAGAACACAAGUUUACGUGUAAAAUUACAAUCUGAUUUUAUAGGAUGUGGUUCUGUGGUAAACAACGCCUUGACAAGUCCUGGAUUUCCAACACAAUACCCAAAUAACAUGCACUGUGUGUACAACGUUUCCAUUCCAUCCGGAAAGGCGCUGAAGAUCAAUUUUUCAACUUUUAUCCUGGAACAACAUUCUCGAUGCCGGUAAGUAAUUUAACAAUAGACAGCUUUAGAGUCACGUUUACGGCAAACGGCAAACGUCAGAUUCAAGUUGAGAAUAUCUCAAAAUUAAAAAAAAUAGCGGGUAAAAACAGCUCGAAGCAAUUCUUAUGGAUAAAACUGGCGUGAAACAAUUCACUUUUUUGUAGAAGUAAUGAACAAUUAGAAGAAUUAAAGAGUAUCUGCCAGUAAAUUAGCGGUCUGGUCGAUAUGGCGUGAAAAAUAGAUUUCGCUCAUUUCUUGUGCGUUGAAAGACUUUCAUAUACUUGCACUUAACGGCCCCAAUCCGCUGGACUGUGUUUUAAAAACUCUCGAAUUUUUGAGACAAUUUUGGUUCACCCCAUCCAACGUUGGCGUUGCGCGGCUUAAUUCAAGGCUGAAAAUCAACAAAACUUUGAAUGUUGAUUUGGAAAGAAAUAGUAAUUAUUAGAUAAAAGAAAUAACACAAAAAGCCAUCAAAAUUCCUUUGACAUAACACAGCGUUUUCUGCCAACAUUAAGCACAAUUUAAAGCCAUAGCAAGAUUUUAACGAUCCCCUUCCCGCACUGAUAGAUCAAGUGGAGCCAAACCAUCCCCCAAAGAAAGAUGAAAAAAUGAAAUGUGAAAGAUUACUUCCGAAAAAAAUAUAAUUUCUACAAUUUCUUCGAUUCUUUCUUCUCCUAAAAUACUGCCUAAACAGUGCAUUCAUUAGUCAUUGACCAGGUGACCAAGUUUUUACUUCAUCAGUACGGUAUUUCUGUUGUUUUUAGCGCAGACAGCUCUCUCUCGAAAUGUUCCUAGCGGCAGACAGCGACAAGAAACGGCUGUUUCGCAGCCUAAUGAACAAACUUCAAACUAUUAUUUACAAAUCGAAUGUUCGUUGCUGGUGCUCGUAGAUAGCGGGGAAAAGGUGUAGAUACUUCUCACUGGGUAAACCGAGAUCUGACCAACGAUAUGGUUUUCGAUCUGGAAAAUGCCAUAGCUCUUUUAAAAUCCAAAUUAAGAUUUCAAGCCUCAAGGCUUUUCCGUGAGUUGAGAGAGUGAAUUCCCUUUUACAGGCCUUUGUCAUCCGUAAUGAGGUCGAAAGCAAAAGAACAUAAAAGCCUCUUGUUGAACGUUAAUUGGCAUUUGUAGACGGCGGUAAUUCGACUGCUCGGGAGUGACUCAAGUGCAACAUAAAAUGAAAGAAUUUGAUCGGCGGCUUGAUAUUCCGCAGAACCGUUUGGAGCUUCCUUAACUCCACCAUAAAGCAUGACUCGCAAUUAGUUGAGGCAGGAGAACAUAAAAGGCUUUUAUGUUCUCUUGGCGGUUAGGGUUAUCAUGUCUAAGAAUUUAACCACCCUUGAAAAGUAAAAAACAUAUUUUUUCCCUUCUAGGUAUGAUUAUUUGAGCGUUGUAGAUGAUGAAAACAGAGCACUUGGUACAUAUUGUGGGCGCGAACUUAGUGGAAAGGUAGUUUUGGUAAAUGGAAACUACGCAUUAAUAACAUUCCACUCUGAUUUUUCUGUACAAAACCUGGGAUUCCAGCUCACGAUGCUAUUUACUGAAGAUCAAAAUGGUAUGUUCAAAUAA
Molecule: messenger RNA, 2647 nt
Organism: Porites lobata
Lineage: Eukaryota; Metazoa; Cnidaria; Anthozoa; Scleractinia; Poritidae
Source: the annotation of a GenBank genome assembly